Messenger RNA from Spodoptera littoralis (African cotton leafworm), 1203 nucleotides. Lineage: Eukaryota; Metazoa; Arthropoda; Insecta; Lepidoptera; Noctuidae. The record is from the annotation of a GenBank genome assembly.
AUGUGCUUAAGAAUGAUAUUGGAAUCGUUACUCAAAUGUUCAGUUUCACUUCUUUUUAUAAUAUUUUUAAUACGCCCAACGGGCAUCCAAACCUUGGCUUCCAUCGACAAACAGCAACAAUAUUACCAUGCCGUCAGAAAAUCUAGAGGUGCUGAAUUUCAAAAACCAAUUUUAAAGUCAGACUUGACUAGACGAAUACACGUGGCUUGGGAUGACCCAAUUCGGUAUUCAAUAAAUGACGAACCAGGUUUUGACCUGACACAAGAAGAAAUCGUCAAGUUCAAAUUAUGGCCGGAUGGACUCAUUCCUUAUUACAUCGACGUUGUUUCGUUUAGUGACAAGAUUCUUCGAGAUCAGAUCCGUACAUUACUAACCUGGCUUAAUAGCAAGACGGCGCUCAGUUUUCAAGAGCUACCUGUACCUCCAGAGGGCGGUGACACACGCUGGGUGUUUUUUUCUAACCGACGAGGUCAGAUGGGCUGCAGUGAUCAUUCCAUCCAGAAUUUCACUACUACGGGUGUACAGUUAGUGCAUGUGGGCUACGAUUGUUUGAGAGCAGAUCUUUCAGAGGCUAUUUUGUCACUAGUUGGAAUCCCAGCCCAGCAUACUGCACCGGAUCGAGAUGAAUACAUCAAAGUUAUUGAAGAAAAUAUCCUUCCCGAGAAAAGAUACUUAUUCAAAAAAUUGAAUAAUAAUGAGUGGUUGUUCGACGACGUCGACUACGACUACAGAAGUGCUUCUCAUUUUGAUACUCAUAGGUAUUCAAUGAACGGACGUGCAACUAUUGUAGUUCGGGACAGGGAUGAUGAUAAUAUAGGAGGACAAUCUAAAAUUACUAAAAGUGAUUUAGAAAAGAUCAGAAUGCUAUACAAUUAUAUUGUCAAGAAAAAUUCGAGAAAAAUCCCAGAUUGCAAUAAACUUUUUAAAAAACACCCCAAGUACUUUGUAAAAGUAGAUGGACUGAAUGAGCCUAAACCUAGGAAGAAACAUAAUAAAUAUCUUGGGAUUGCCGCACCUGAUGAACCUAACGAAGAUUACGAGGAAGCUAGUGGAUCUCUUGAUAGUGCAAUUAAGCCUUUGACAUCUCUGGAUGUUAAGAAGAAUAAGAAGAAAAAAAAACCACCAAGGAAGAAUAUAACUGACAACAUGAAGGGUGUUAUGUGGGGAUCUGACUAUAGAAGUCAAGAUUUAGAAGACAUUUAG